AUGCGUACUCGUGUCGAAGUUUUGGAGAUGUUUCUUGUGGAGCUAAUGGUUAAGGUUGAUCCGCUCCAUUCUAAUUUUGAUCAGCUUCGUAAGGACUUCUUGGACGAAGUUGACACUACUAUUCAUACUCUUCCUAAUGACGACUUCGGUGAUCGUUGCCGUGAUGCUCCAAGUCGAAUUCUGCUGAUUUCUAAGUUUGAUCAUCUUCGUAAGGACUUCUUGGACGAAGUCGACUCUACUGUUCAUCGUUUUCCUGAUGAUGACAUUGAUGAUCGUCGCCGUGAUGCUCCGAGUCGAAUUCUGCCGAUUUCUAAGUUUGAUCAACUUCGUAAGGACGUCUUGCACAAAGCUGACUCUACUGCUCAUCCUCUUCCCGAUGACGACGUCAGUGAUCGUCGUCGUGAUGCUUUGAGUCGAAUUCUGUCUUACAUAUCGAUAUUGUCGGCGAUAUUUCACCGAUAA
Prunus armeniaca (apricot) is the source of this 462-nucleotide messenger RNA. The record is from the annotation of a GenBank genome assembly. Lineage: Eukaryota; Viridiplantae; Streptophyta; Magnoliopsida; Rosales; Rosaceae.